Molecule: messenger RNA, 1158 nt
Organism: Phymastichus coffea
Lineage: Eukaryota; Metazoa; Arthropoda; Insecta; Hymenoptera; Eulophidae
Product: hyaluronidase-like
Exons: 5
Coding region: 66-1154 (362 amino acids)
Biological process (GO): defense response; carbohydrate metabolic process; hyaluronan catabolic process
Molecular function (GO): hyalurononglucosaminidase activity
Source: RefSeq, a predicted model, not a curated record
GCUCAGUAGCGAGUGCGCGCAGCGCCGGAAGACCACGAGCUACAAGGGACUAUACGGCCGCGGCGAUGCUCCGGGCGACGCACGGUUGCACCGGCGGUCGCCUGCUGCUGCUGCUGCAACUGGUCACCACUGUCCGCAGCAGUGGGGCUUUUCAGGUCUACUGGAACGUACCGAGCUUCGUGUGCCGCAAGUACCAGAUGGAGUUCACGGGGCUGACACAGCGCUUCGGUAUCGUGCAGAACCAGGCGGACGAAUUUCGGGGUGAGCGCAUCGCCAUCCUGUACGACCCCGGCGUCUUCCCGGCGCUGCUGCACGCGAGCAACGACACGAUCCUGGUGCGCAACGGUGGCGUGCCGCAGGAGGGCAAGCUGGGCCUGCACCUGCGCCGCUUCCGCGAGCAGCUGGACGAGCUGCUGCCGGAUCGCGAGUUCGCCGGCCUGGGCGUGCUGGACAUGGAGAGCUGGCGCCCGGUGUUCCGCCAGAACUGGGCCGCGCUGCAGCUCUACCGUAACUACUCGCUGGAGCUGGAGCGCCGUCGGCAGCCGCACUGGUCGCCGGCGCGGCUGCGCGAGGAAGCCACGCGCCGUUUCGAGAUCGCGGCGCGCGACUUCAUGCUGGCCACGCUGCGGCUGGCCGCCGAGCUGCGGCCCCGGGCGCGCUGGGGGUACUACGCCUACCCCUACUGUUUCAACUGGUCGGCCCAGCAGCCGAGCGCCCGGUGCCCACCGCAGGUCCAACGGGAGAACGACCGGAUGUCCUGGCUGUUCGGCACGGUGGACGCGCUUUAUCCCUCGGUGUACCUGCGUCGGGCGCUCAGCGCCGAGCAGAGCCUGGGCAUGGUGCGCGGCCGCGUGCGGGAAGCCCUGAGGGUGGCUGCCCAGGCGACCGGUGGCGACCGGCCAACGCCACAAGUCUUCGUCUACUACUGGUUCAAGUACCAGGACCAGCGCGACGUCUACGUGGAGCAGGCCCAGCUGGUCGACACCGUGACGGAGAUCGCGAGGAGCGGCGCCGAUGGGCUGAUCCUGUGGGGCAGCUCCGCCGACCUGGACAGCAGGAGCAAGUGCGAGGGCUUCGCCGACUACCUGGAGAAGAGCUUGGGGCCGGCGCUCGAGCGCGCCCGGCGACGCGUCGCGGCGGACGGCUCGCUCUAAGCCG